CCCGCGGCUACGCGAACUUGCUCGCAAACGACGGACGGUAUCUGUCCGCUUCAGAUUCGCACGCGCAAACUUGUUGCCGAAACGACGUCGAACUCAUCGCCGGGGUUUGGUUUCGGAUUCGCGCGUCAGUGAACGAUCUACUGGCUGUUGUCUUCUUCGUUUUGACGUAUGUCUUAAUUUGUCGCGCGAGUAUAAAAACUUGUCCGAUAAAAAUUCAACGAGACAUUCCACAAUUUUCGCGACAGUUUCCCGGGCGUUUAUGUUGUGUCUUGUUUUUUUCAUUCAUGUACGCGUAACUUUCUGCGCAUCAGCGCGACGUCACAUCGCGAACGCCAAUCGUCCGUGACCAUCGGCGACAUUGGAUCGCGAUAAGAGAAACGAAAGAGGAAGGAGGAGGAGGAGUGUUGGCUACGCGAGUGAUUAAUUAUUGUCAUCAUUCUAGUGUUUAAAAAAAUACGCGAUGACGAGCAAGGCUGUUGAUGUGCGCGCGUCUGUCCCGAUGUUCAGCCUCGAGUAAAAACCGCGCGCGCGUCCGAAGAAACGCGUCGUUGGCGCGCUACGUAUCUCGACGAAGUUGAACGUCGCGCAAAAGGGCAUCGAAAUGUCAACUCCGGUGUUGCGUGCGAACAGCGCGGUAAAUCAUUUGUGAUUGCACCGUGAACAGUGAAAGUACGAUCGAACAGUGAAAGUGCGUCAUAAACAAAAAAAACGUGCAUCAUAUUGAAAAAUGCGAUUGUUUGAUUUUAUGCCGCGAGCAACAACGCGAAGUCGAGCGCGAAAAUAAAGUAUAUCAGCCGCGGCAAUUGUUCUCGUUGUGGUGGUGGUUCUGUAAAAAAAAAAAAAGAAACAAUGCCGCAGUACGACGACAGCUUUCUCGACUCGCCGCUGUUUCGGCGGCGAACACGCAGCUACACGGUGCAAAAACAUUUUAUGCAGAAGUCGAAAUCUUUUCACAUCGCGGCCACACCUCUUCUGCUGGCCGUAACCAAUCACGCCAGGACUCUUUCCGGCUCCUUAUCGACCUGGAACUUGAAAGAAGUCGAGGAGCGUUCCAGCGGGAAGGCGCGCGGCGGUAAACUAGCGCGUCGCGCGCGCUCCUUCAAGGAGGACUUCCUGGAAAAGCUCUCCCACAUGCGUUCUCCCGGUAGCGGCAGCGGUGGCGGCGGAAGCAGCGGCAGCGGGACCGGGACAAGGGCCGCAUCACCCUCGUCACCGCGCACGCCGCGCGACAAAAACGCCUCGGGCUGCAACGACACGGCCGCGCUCGACAAGAAUCCCUUGCGCGAUCUACACAUCCACGUGCGACAGGUGCAGCUGGCACUGCUCCACUUCCGGGAUGUCGUGUCAAAGAAGAAGCUCGAGAUGCUGCCCGGGAACGGAACGAUCGUCCUCGAUACCGUUACCACGAUACACAACGCGUUGAAGUCCUACUUGCUCUACGAGAACAGCUCCACGUUAGGAUCCGCCACGAAUCAGGUGUACCAGGCGUUGGCGCAAUUGCUGAAACUCUGCGACGAUGUAUUGCUGCACGGCGAUCAAUCUUCCGCACUGGACACCGAAAACGUAACGCACGUCAUUGGGCUCGUCGAGGAAGCUGUGAAAAAUCUAGUGGCUCUGGCGAACGAGAAAAUCGCCAACAAACAGAAACCCGCGUCUGCUGCAAGUAGCAAUAGAACUUCUGGGUACGGUUCGGAAUUGACGCAAAGAAACUCUCUGCCGGAUAUACCCUUAACGCCGAGAGAACGGCAGAUCUUGGAGCAAACAGCGGCGAGCAGCAGUUUGGUUCGCAGCUCGCACAGUUCCGAGUCGAUUUUACGGGAUUCUAGUCCACCCCCGAAACCCCCGCUGCCUGACAGAACGAAUGUGUGUUUGUCGGAGGAAAACAGUUCGUCCGGCACGCCACCCCCGUUGCCGCCGAAGAGAAGAACGAGGACUCAACAGCUUCUCGACGAAUCGGAGGGUCUACUGGCAUCUAGUCUUGAUAGAGUAUCUCUGCGAAGUCGAUCCCCAGAGGAUUCGUCGUCUCUCCUGAGCGCGUCCGCCGGCAGUCUGGAUUCGGCUCUGAAUCAUUCCCGUGACGAGGACGAGAUUCGAGCUAUAAUGGGACCAAAUGAUGAAUCUUUGAAUGAUAGUAUGGACCUAAGUCUCAUGGCUACUAUUCAAGGGAUGCAAGUUAAUGGUACUUCGAACUGUAAUUGCUGGGACGGUUCUGAAACUAGUAUACCGAGUACUAUGUUGCUAGGCCAGCAAACAUCUCAAGAAAUGCUUAGUCCAUUCACUGGUUUGGAAGGAAAAAUGGAACGACUGUCCACUCAGACGCAGGAAUCGGGUUUUGUUUCUAUGCAUUCUCAACGAAGUUCAUCGCAAAGUUACACCACCGCCUCCAGCAUGACGUCCAAGAGAUCGUCUCAGCAGAGCAGCGUCAGUUACAAUUCCCAAUCGUUUAGCUCGCAGCAACAGUCGUUUUCGCAUACCAAAUUAUCCUCGGACAGUAAUGGCUCUAUUUUUACACAGAAGACGUUGACUAGUUCCAAAAGUACUAUUAGCACGAGUAACACGUCCGGAAAUGGGGACCCGGCCGCAUUAGAGAAACUGGUAAAUGAAAUCGAAUCGGUGUCCACGUCCGAUACUAACGGAGCGCCUCCAGCAUUGCCGGAAAAACGGUCCAAGCGAAGAAAGGAACGACAGCCGUCGCAGUACGACAAUGUGCCAGAAAACGAGCAUUUGUCUACGUGCGCUUUGCACAACAGCAACGGCGACAGCGUAGACGCCAAUAAACCACCUCCUCUGCCUCUGAAGAAGCGACAUAUGUUCCAAUCAGUGGCGUAUUCUGUCAUGGCGUACAUGGAGAUGUUCGGAAACUGUUCGCACAGUAACGAGAACGAUUUCAUCUCCGGUCUCGGCACUCGUCAUUCUAUGGCAGCCUACAAUUCGAUGCAGACAGAAUGGCAGCAGCACGAGAUGUCUCUCACCACAACCCAAUCAUGUUCCUUCAUGACGCACACCGUGACCGCUCUACAUGACAGCUCAAACCUUUCUGGAACUACACCGUUGACUUUAGUGGACACAACAAAUAAUUCUAGUCUGCCCCCGGCGUUACCACCAAAGAGAUCUCGUUCCAUUAAAGCACAAUCCACACCUCCGCCAAUAUCACCAAAACCCACGAUCAGUAUGCAGAAUAUUCAUAAUUCGGAACCCAUUGUGACGUCGACGCCUCUGAAAGCGGAAGAGCCGGUAUUCACGUCCGAAAAGAAAGACGUUACACCUUCCACGCCAGUGAAAUUGAAUAAUAAUGUUAUCAUGGAUUCAGUACUACCAUCGUCUAGACCUGCUAGCAACGCGCUCUCUUCCAUAUCAGUCGAUGAGAACACUCUUGAACUAAGAGAUAUCGAUCAAGACGAUAGCAUUUUAGAUGAAUUAGACAUUAGCAAAUAUCUGGUUCUGAAAAAACCAGACGAAGAAGGUCCAGAUAUACGCGGUGGACAUCCAGAUGCAUUAUUAAUCCACGCCACGAAAGCAAAUAAACACGAUGAAAAAGAAGAUUUCCUAUAUCAAGAAGCGUUUCUAACAACAUAUAGAACCUUCAUGCAACCGUUAGAAUUAAUUCGUAAACUUCAUAGACGUCAUCAACGUUUUUCAUGUUCUCCAGAUGUCGUUAAGCAAAGAGCCGCGCGCGAAGCGUUCUCUUUAUUAGUUAGGGUCGUUAGUGAUUUAACAAUAUCUGAUCUUGAUGACAUUCUGUUGCAAACUCUGAUGGAGUUUGUGCAACAACUGGUGUGCAGCGGCGAUCUCACAAUGGCCAAAGCGUUGCGAGUUAAAAUAUUAGAGAAGCACACUAUCAAACAGUUACAGGCGACACAACCGAUCCUCUCGUCUCUGAGUGUAACAACGAAACAAGCUUCUCUCUUGGAUUUCAAGAGCGAACAGAUCGCGGAACAAAUGACGUUGCUCGACGCCGAUUUGUUCAUGAAAAUCGAAAUCCCGGAAGUGCUGAUCUGGGCGCAGGAGCAGAACGAAGAGAGAAGCCCGAAUCUCACGCGAUUUACCGAACACUUUAACAAGAUGUCGUAUUGGGCGCGAUCGAGAAUCUUGGAACAUCGAUUAGAAAACGAGGCGAAGGACAGAGAGAAAUAUGUCGUGAAGUUCAUCAAGAUAAUGAAGCAUCUUAGAAAGAUUAAUAAUUUCAACAGCUAUCUAGCGUUACUGUCCGCGCUGGACAGUGCACCCAUUAGGAGACUCGAGUGGCAGAAGCACAUUACCGAGGGUCUCAAGGAGUAUUGCGCUCUCAUCGAUAGUUCUAGCAGCUUCCGAGCUUAUAGGCAAGCUCUAGCGGAAACACAACCGCCGUGUAUUCCUUAUAUUGGACUUGUUUUGCAAGAUCUUACAUUUGUGCAUAUUGGAAAUAGCGAUUUGUUACCAGAUGGCACUAUAAAUUUCUCCAAGAGAUGGCAACAAUUUAAUAUUGUUGAAAAUAUGAAGAGAUUUAAGAAGGGCACGUACUCUUUCAAGAAGCACGAGCGCAUCAUAACGUUUUUCAACAACUUCAGCGAUUUCCUCUGUGAGGAGGCGAUGUGGCAGAUAUCCGAGAGCAUCAAACCACGUGGUGGCAAGAAAGCGCAGCCGCAAAACUAGAAUAUACCUAACCCUUUCACUGCCUGCGUCGCGAAAUCGAAAGGCUGAUGAAACAGUGAAUCAGAAGGAAUUUAUAUUUAUGUAGGUAUAUAUACUCUUUCUUUGCGGAAAAAGAAAUUUUAAGAACAAAAGAAAUUUUCUUCUCUACAACGCUCUAAGAGCGGUGAAAGGGUUAGAGUGAGUCUAUCCCGUUUCAACAGCCUCUGUGAGGUUGUCUUAAUCAGAUUAUUAAAUCUUCAUGAAAACAUUUUUAAGUUCACGCAGACGCAUGAACCUCCGGUAUCUCAAAGUAGUUGUAAAACAGAAACCCGACGUAUACGCGCUCUGUUUAUCUUACCAAGUAAUCUCAUUUACAUAUUAAGCAUCAAUUACAACAAAGAUCGAAAUGCGAAACUCGAAUCUGUCGGAGAAAAAACCACUUUGAGAGACGCAGUGGACAAAGAACUACUUAAUCUGUCCGUAUGCAUUUUUGGUAGUCCGUUUUGUUUUGUUCACUGUGCGAAUCGACGAUUAUAUUCGUAUUGUGCUUUGUUGAGAAGAUAGGCAAAUAUCAUACUUACAACCGCGUGUAUAACAAUGUUUGUCGUAUAAUAUUGAUGAUGAAGAAAACCCCCGAUCUUCUUCAGCUGUUUCUAGGUAAACAUUUCAAAUCUUUGCACUCCGAGCGUAUUUGUGGUGCAUAUAUGAGUGAGGUGUCCCCGUAGCGGAGCCAACGGAGUGCAAGGGAAUUAAGAUCGACUUAUUUAUUUGCCUUUGCUAGCGAAUUGUAUAAAGUAGUAUGUGUGCGUAUUUUCUUCUGAUUUCGUUUUAAUUUAUUUAGA
Pseudomyrmex gracilis is the source of this 5453-nucleotide messenger RNA. It is a transcript of the gene C3G, whose product is annotated as guanine nucleotide-releasing factor 2. The transcript is spliced from 19 exons. The coding region runs from base 850 to 4632 and encodes 1260 amino acids. Gene Ontology annotation, molecular function: guanyl-nucleotide exchange factor activity. Gene Ontology annotation, biological process: positive regulation of GTPase activity; Ras protein signal transduction. The record is from RefSeq and is a predicted model, not a curated record. Gene Ontology annotation, cellular component: plasma membrane. Lineage: Eukaryota; Metazoa; Arthropoda; Insecta; Hymenoptera; Formicidae.